ACUAGAGAUCCCGUGGCUUUUAAUUCCCUCACUACUUUUUUUUAAACCCUCCUUCGAUUUGCCCCGUUAUUACCAUUUAUCCGAGGCGUUCAUUUCCGCACCUGCCACACAGAGACCAAGCUAAGGCGAAGUAGAAGAGGAGACAAGGACACUGCGAGAGCCGGGAGAGGCAGACUGUAGAGAUAGCAGCGGUGACCCGUUUGAGAUCUUAAAGGACAAAAAAUAAAUAAAAAAAUGCUGCUCUGGACCAAAAUCGCGUUGGUCGGUCUCAUCUGCUUGUCCUUGGUAUCCUCUGGGAUGGGAUGCGGACCGGGCAGGGGCUACGGCAGGAGAAGACAUCCGAAGAAGCUGACACCUCUUGCGUACAAGCAGUUCAUCCCCAACGUCGCGGAGAAGACCCUCGGGGCAAGCGGUAAAUACGAAGGCAAGAUCACAAGAAACUCCGAGCGAUUUAAAGAACUGACUCCCAAUUAUAACACAGACAUCAUAUUCAAGGAUGAGGAGAACACCGGUGCUGACAGGCUAAUGACUCAGAGAUGUAAAGACAAACUGAACUCGCUAGCCAUCUCCGUGAUGAACCAGUGGCCCGGAGUGAAGCUGCGGGUCACCGAGGGCUGGGACGAGGACGGACACCAUUUAGAAGACUCUCUUCACUACGAGGGCAGAGCCGUGGACAUCACCACUUCAGACAGAGACAAGAGCAAAUACGGCACUCUGUCCAGGCUGGCGGUGGAAGCUGGAUUUGACUGGGUCUACUAUGAAUCUAAGGCCCACAUCCACUGCUCCGUGAAAGCAGAAAAUUCAGUGGCAGCAAAGUCAGGCGGCUGCUUCCCCGGAUCCUCCACGGUCACCCUUCAGGAUGGCACCAAGAAAGCAGUCAAAGAUCUCAAAAGCGGCGACAGGGUCAUGACAGCAGAUGACGACGGAAAUGUAAUUUACACCGACUUCAUCAUGUUUAUAGACCGAGAUUCGAUGCUGAGGAGGAUCUUCUAUGUGAUCGAAACCGACUCGGGCCAGAAAAUAACCCUCACCGCCGCGCAUCUCGUCUUCGUCAGCCGCAACAGCUCCAGCGAGGCGGAGAAGCGGAUGUCUGCGAUUUUCGCCAGUCAAGUCCAGCCUGGACAGAAAGUGUUCGUCUUUGACGCAGAGCGAAGUCGACUCGAGUCUGUGACCGUCAAACGGAUUUACACGCAAAGUCACGAGGGUUCCUUUGCGCCCGUGACCUCACAGGGGACCAUCGUGGUGGACCAGGUCCUUGCGUCCUGUUACGCAGUGAUCGAAGACCACGACUUGGCACACUGGGCCCUGGCACCCGUCAGGCUCGCCCACUGGGUGUCCUCGUUCCUAUUUAGCUCCCAGCCUCCAAGCAGUGUACAAAAUGAAGGAGUGCACUGGUACUCCAAAAUCCUUUAUCAAUUAGGGACAUGGCUUUUGGACAGCCACUCGAUCCAUCCACUUGGAAUGUCGGUAUACCCAAGUUGAAACAGCUGCGACAGGAGCAGAACGAGACUUUAAAUGUAGGACACACGAACUAUACAGUAGAUUAAAAAUAAUAAUGAUAAUAAUAAUUAAAAAGAGAAAGAGAGAAAGAAAAAAAGCGAACUGACAGACAGACGUGACAUGACAAGGGCCCCAGCGGAGUUGGGAUAUUUAUUUCAGUGACUUUUCCAUGAUGUGUCCCCCUUUCAAAGAAUGAAUGGAGCCUUAAAAAGUUUCUCUUUGAAUAAUUUAUUCUCAUGUGAACUCUGCUGCUGUCACAUAAAUGGAUUCUGAAACUGUGUGAGCAGCAAAUUGUGCAUAAUCUAUUUUUGUAAAUAUCAAAUGCAAAAAAAAAGAAAAAUGAAGAAAAAAAUU
Messenger RNA from Pundamilia nyererei, 1854 nucleotides. It is a transcript of the gene shha, whose product is annotated as sonic hedgehog signaling molecule a. Gene Ontology annotation, molecular function: calcium ion binding; patched binding. Gene Ontology annotation, biological process: protein autoprocessing; smoothened signaling pathway; intein-mediated protein splicing. The transcript is spliced from 3 exons. The record is from RefSeq and is a predicted model, not a curated record. Lineage: Eukaryota; Metazoa; Chordata; Actinopteri; Cichliformes; Cichlidae. The coding region runs from base 235 to 1482 and encodes 415 amino acids.